AUGAAGCUGGACUAUGAUACGCUCCGUCAGGCUGCAGACCUUGCUGGGGACACGGGACCACUCGUAGAGACUGCAGUCCUCAACCUGGCGAACCACGAUCUCGACGACGUUUCCAUUCUCGUCCAAGAAACUCCAGAGCUCGAGAAUCUCAACCUCGCCUUCAACCAUCUUGACCGCGUGACACCGCUGCAGAAGCUAUCAUGCCUGAUGAGGUUGAACCUGUCGCACAAUCAAAUCCUGGAUGUAGAGAGGAUAGGGCAGCUGCAGGACCUGGAGGUCUUGAACCUCAGCAAGAACAAGCUGACGAACCUGGGGAGCAUAUGUGACCUUAUGAACCUCGAAGAGCUCUGGCUCCGAGACAACGACUUCAGAGAUCUCCAAUCGAUCCAGAACCUCGGGGCGUGUUCGAACCUCAAGAAGCUGGUGCUGAAGCCAAACCCAGUCUGCAGGGACCUGCCGGAAAUUUAUUUCAAGCUCCUUGUGCACAACGUCCCCUCGUUGGAGAUUCUUGACGGAAGGGCGAUCACUAGCGAGGAGAGAGAUGCUGCUGCUGCUUUCUGGUUGAGCCAUGAGGGAAGGGGGGGCGAAAGAGGAGCGUGGGGAUACCUGCCCAUGGGGGCAGAGGCACCAACGAAGCAGAGGAAGACGAAGCCACGAGAGGCAAAACCUGGCGGAGGGAAGGGCUCUGACGGCCAUCAGUCUCGGAAGAAACCCACGGAGACAAGCUUGCGGGAGCUGGCAGGGAUGCCGGAGGAGCCGAGGAGGAGGAGGGGAGGGAUAGAGGAGGGGAGAGAGCAUGUGGAGGUGUAUGGAAAGAAGGGGCCGGCGGCUCUGAUCCUGCGGCAAGAAGGCUUGUCGGAAGCUCGAUACGCCAACGGAUCAGUGGCCAUCAGUAUGGAUGAUCUUCGAAUCACCGCCAUGUUCAGGAACGGAGAUGUUGCUGUGACUUGUGAUGCCGAGGGCAACGCAAUGGUUUGUCUCCCGUCAGGUUUCGUGGUCUACAAUCACUCCAACGACAACGGGGGGCGCCUGAUGGACUUGGUAACGGGGCAGCUAGUCUGCGAAUGGAGCAGCGAUGGUCAGAUGAAGGGCGAUGGGGGGGGAGGGGAGGGACGGGAGAAAUUUCUCCUCCAGUGCAAGCUCAACGAUCACCUUGGAGUUCGCAUCAACAGACCAGGAGGAGAGGUCGAGGUGUUCUUCGUGACCGAUGGAGGAGGUAGCGGCACCUCCUCCUCCUCUUCCUCCAGGAGGGACAAGAGGAUCAAGCACUUGUUCAGGCCGAGAAGGGCGAGGAAAGCAGCGGCUGAGUGGGACGCAAGUGGACCGUUUGGUGACGGCGAAGCCCCGCGCCCCGCGCGAGGUCCGUCGGUCCCCUCCAUCACGACCGAUGAAUAUCUCUAUGAGAUCAAGGCGGCAACAGACAAGAUCAUUGACUUCGAGAAGCUGAAAAGCAAUCUCGGGAGCGGAGGAGAGGAGGUCGAGCUGCAGUUUCGCGGCAAGAUAGGAGGCAACGGCAGCGGGCCGAUGCUUCCCGCUGGAGGGGCGGCACGGCGUCGGGCGUACGCGGAACAUGUGAGGUCCAACUUCGGUCUCGGGGGCACCAGGAGCUCGGAGCGAUCCUCUCCUCGGACCUCCAGGAAGAACUCUUGGGAAGUCAAGCUGGACGACUCGAGCGUCUUCGAGCAGACUGGGCUGGGGUACGGAGACCCGAAGCUGACGAGGAGGAGGGAGAGCGAGGGGAAACAACCGGAGGCUGCCCCCAGCCCCAUCGAGUCGCAGGUCUCUGCUCUUGCUGCGAAUGCCCGGGAAGCUCUUCGGAAGCUGUCUCAGGGGAUGGAGGAGCAUAUCGUUGAGGAAUCCAAGAAAUCACCAGGCAGCAACGCUGGCAGAGUCCCGGCGAAGAGGAGCAGUGGAGAGGCGCGGAGAGGAGGAGGAGCAGCAGGAACAGGAACAGGAGCAGGAGCAGGAUCAGGAACAAGAGCAGGAACAAGAGCAGGAACAGGAGCAGGAGCUCCAAAGUUCAAGAGCAACUCGUCGGUUGUGGCAGCUCCUGCUGCCUUAGCGCAUGCUCGUGCUCAGCCCCGGGGAAGCAAGGAAGGAGAUGGAGGAGGAAGAGGAAAGAGCGCCGUGACGGUAGAAGCUGAGCCCGAUCUGCCGCAGGAGGAGCUCGACAGACUCAAGGCGAUCCGCGAGCAGAUGAGGAACAUGAUGAACAAUCUGAGCAUGGCACCACAGUACUCGUAA
This is a messenger RNA of Guillardia theta CCMP2712, 2244 nucleotides long. RefSeq lists its product as hypothetical. The record is from RefSeq and is a predicted model, not a curated record. Lineage: Eukaryota; Cryptophyceae; Pyrenomonadales; Geminigeraceae. The transcript has 13 exons. The coding region runs from base 1 to 2244 and encodes 747 amino acids. Gene Ontology annotation, molecular function: protein binding.